AUGGAGAAAUCGACCUUCACGGCGACUCAAAUCGCUGAACAACCUCCUCCUUCUUCUGCUACUUCUUCUCUUCCAGCGCAAGAUCUUCCGCCUCCUGUAGCCUCAGAUCAGAGAUCUUCGCCGGCGAUGGUCGCAGCUGAGUUACCUUCGGUCGCAAUGGACUUGGAUAAAUCGCCGGCGUUUAAUCCGGAAGCCGCGGUUCAAGGACAAACGUUUCCGACACCGGCAGCCGCGGCUCAGCCAGCUCAGGUGCCUGCGCCUCCGUCGGGAGCUACGACGGAUCCGUCUUCUAGGGGAAGAAAGCGACCGCUAGAAGGGAAUCUGAAGAUCGAGAACUCCAACUACUACAAGAUGCGUCUCCUUCUUAAAGAUCUUCGUCCUCACGUUGUCGAGGUAUUACGAACUCCAGACUUCAGGAAGUGUAAUGCAGCAAUAGAGAUUCAAGAGAAGAUGAAGCUUAUGCUUGAACUGUACAGAGAGAUGAUUGGAGAAUCACCCAACAAACGUGAGAAGACAGCUAAAACUGAGUCCUUAUCCAACGGAAAAGCGAUUGAUCAAACAUCUCAGAGUACUACUACUGGACUGAGAUCAUCGGAGACAAGCUAUGUCCAAACUGAGAAGCAGAACUCUAAUGGAGAUGGCGACACUGUGGUCGGAGGGUCUGCGUUUGGCUGGAACUUCGUAACCCAUGGAGGCAAAGAAGCUGUUUACUGUGGAAUGUCAAAGGAAGAAUACAGAAGCUCUCACCCAAUUACUCCAAUGGAGGCAGAGGUUGAGUUGCACAACACCUUAUGA
Molecule: messenger RNA, 795 nt
Organism: Arabis nemorensis
Lineage: Eukaryota; Viridiplantae; Streptophyta; Magnoliopsida; Brassicales; Brassicaceae
Source: the annotation of a GenBank genome assembly